GAAUGUAAUAAACCGGAAGCUUUGUAGUCUCAUGCCUCGUUUUAGUAGUUAACUGGAAACAAUUUGUCUGCUAGUAGUCCAGUAAUACAAGUUCGUGAGUUCACAAUCCAUUGAGCAACAAGGGGUGGAACCAUCGUUAAUUAAUAAGACUGGAAAAUUGGAACAGGUUCCACAAAAGAAGAAAUGAACGUUGGCAGAAUGCAAGUAGAAACUUGUGUGUUCCAUUCCGACCCUGUGCUUUUCAAGACAGCAGUUCGCGACUUGCAGCGCAGCGGAAUUAUCCGACGAGCUCAGGCCCCUUCGGUGCCGAUGGCGGUGUGCUCCUGUCGGAAGAAAGCUACAUUUUGCCAAAACCUGACAACGGACCAAAUCUGGAAUGCAGCUGAUCACGUGAUCGCAGAGCUGGACCAGAAAUUGUCCAAGCUAACGACAACGACCAACGACCUCAUCACGUCGUCCGCCAACAUCGCCCGUCGCACACACAGUGUGACGUCAUACGCUCGUUUCGUUGUCGUCAUCAGUCAAGCUCUUUUGGGGGACGUCACUCUUGUAUCAGAAGAGCGACGCCGGUCUCCGAAAACAAGAACAAGCAGACCAACGCAUCGACUUGCGCUGAAUAUAGUCAAAAGAAUCAUAGACAAAAAGAAGCAGCGGUGUCCAAUACAGACCAAGUUCUGUUUACCCUUGUUUGGGGGCAUGACAAGCGUCCUUUUCAGACAACCACAGAUCGGUUUCAAUUUUUCCCGACUUUGUGUGAGCCAUGCCUGUGUACUAGAGAUGGACUCGGCGGCGACUGCUGAGUACAUGAGGCUGAAUAAGCAGACGACAGUCGUGAGCGCCUGGUUUUCCGACACUAAAGUCAUGGACGUAGUGAGGCGAAAACUUACGGCGUGCUCGCUGGCCGUGAAGAAAGUCUACAUCCAGAGGCCGAGAGCUGUCAAGUGUUACCGGAAUCAGCUGUCAGAUGACUUUGCAUCCCUGGACUUAAAGAGCAUACUCAGAGGAAACUUCCAACAGAAAGACACCGGCAGAGAGCGAGAAAACCGCAGGCUUGCAACCAACGCCCCGAAAACCAAUUACACGCAAGGACGGUUCUACAUAUACAGACGGCCAUUGUCUGUACUGUCUGAUCCCCUUCACACUCAGAGAAAGCGUUUGCCAGGAGUCUUCGAGCUGCCGUCACCACCCCGGGUACAUCAACAAGGGGACAUGGACGUGUUGUGGCGAAGUAGCAGCGUCAUCACAACCGACGCAUGACGACCACAGCAAGGACGGAUGUGCCAUGGGGCGUCAUUUGUGGAGACCACACAAGACCAAAGCGCGCGGCUACAAAGCCCAGAAGCCCAAAAUGUACUGCAAAUAUUUCAGACAGUAUAAAACACGAAUGUGAUUGGUGUCCCCCCAGCUGUGGCAAGGAAGGGGGUGGAGAUUGGUAAAGUCCUGGCUUCUAAAGGAUGCGAGUAUUGGUGCGGAAUAUGUUCAAUAACUAUUGAAGUGGUUGGUGAUGUUGCUGUGUGGAAUCUGUGUAGAGAAAUCGAGAGAAGCAGUAGUCCUCCAUCCGUCGCGCACACAUUGAGUAUCAGAUGGACCCGCCUUUUAUCAUUUGGAAGCAAUACAAGCACAGUUUCGUUGAAGGGGAGAGAAAACACUUUGAAAUAUUUUAAUAUGUUUAUUCUCUGAUAUUUAUGGUUUAAAAAUCAACGUGAAAUAUUUUUAUUCAGUUACAUGGGUUGAGAGAGAGAGAGGUAGAGCAAUGUGUGAUGGAGAGCAUGUAGGUAGAAAAGCAAAUAGUUUGUAUUCAGGUACCUUUGUAUACAUGCAUGUAUCAUUGUAUCAAUAAGUAAAACGAACAAUAAAUAAGUAAACUAAUUAAUGGAGUGGAUUGAUUCUUUAUGUGUUCCGACACAUAACUCACUGUGUAUGUGUGUGUGUGAGAGACAGAAAAAAAUUGACAGCAACAAACACGGCACUCUUAUUUACAACAAACAUAACAAAAUGUAUGUAAUCUAUGUAAUACACAAUAUAUGAUUUCCUAAAAUAAAUAAUCUAAAAUAAAAAUCAUCCCCACCUAACAAAAAACAUAAUAUGACACAAAACUCGUCUUAGACGAUUCUGUAAAGUGAGAGAAUGGUUACAUAACACUGUAAAUAAAUGUUUCCAUUCUCUAUCACCUUUGAAUCAGAAAAAAAUAUCAUCUGAAGCAAAACAGAAAACCUUUUCCGAAGCUGGAAAUAACAUCACCAAGGCAGGAUUGUAUAUUAAUUCACCCAACAUGAAAGACAUGAUAAAGAUCGCAGAUCAUCACUGGCAUCUGGAAAACACACACACACAUACACACAUUCUACCGAAGCUCGGGGAUAGGCACGCACACAAGCACACACGCGAACACUUAGUCAUAUUUUAUCUUUAAUUUGCUGGUUGUUGUACAAUAGCCACACAUCACUAGUAGCUCAGACAGGAUCAUCAUGACUCCAGCAAGGCAUACAUUACAUAACAAUCACUUGCUUUAGUGACUAUCAAUAAAAAGCAAGAAAAAAAAUGACAAUAAUAUAUUUCAGAGCUGUUUUCAUUCAAGUCUCUUCCUUCACCCCUAAUUUACCACCGCUGAGCUAAUGAAGCUAACUCGGUACUUUUUAAAAUAAACUGUGCUAAACAGGAAUAUUUUGUUGUUUCUUCCACGCUGAAUGGGUGAUUUUGUUUUGUUUUUUUCUUAUUGUACUAAAUAGGUACUUCUCUUUCUAGAUUAUGUAGUUCA
This is a messenger RNA of Pomacea canaliculata, 2755 nucleotides long. RefSeq lists its product as uncharacterized. The record is from RefSeq and is a predicted model, not a curated record. Bases 184 to 1257 code for a protein of 357 amino acids. NCBI's taxonomy places the organism in Eukaryota, Metazoa, Mollusca, Gastropoda, Architaenioglossa, Ampullariidae. The transcript is spliced from 7 exons.